This is a messenger RNA of Alligator mississippiensis (American alligator), 5798 nucleotides long. RefSeq names its product interferon regulatory factor 4 (gene IRF4). Gene Ontology annotation, biological process: immune system process; regulation of transcription by RNA polymerase II. The record is from RefSeq and is a predicted model, not a curated record. The coding region runs from base 108 to 1448 and encodes 446 amino acids. Gene Ontology annotation, cellular component: nucleus. NCBI's taxonomy places the organism in Eukaryota, Metazoa, Chordata, Crocodylia, Alligatoridae. Gene Ontology annotation, molecular function: protein binding; DNA-binding transcription factor activity, RNA polymerase II-specific; RNA polymerase II cis-regulatory region sequence-specific DNA binding. The transcript has 9 exons.
UCCUCUUUCAUAUCUUUUUUAACCAUUUGAGAAAUCGGGCUGCCUUCUCCCCCCCCCUUCCCGAGCGGCUGGGCGACAGCGGGUGCCCGGCGCGUGCAGCGAGUGGCAUGAACCUGGAGGGCGGCGAGUGCGGCAUGACCUCGGUGAGCUGCGGCAACGGGAAGCUCCGGCAGUGGCUGAUCGACCAGAUCGACAGCGGCAAGUACCCGGGGCUGGUGUGGGAGAACGACGAGAAGAGCAUCUUCCGCAUCCCCUGGAAGCACGCCGGCAAGCAGGACUACAACCGCGAGGAGGACGCCGCCCUCUUCAAGGCUUGGGCGCUUUUUAAAGGAAAGUUCCGAGAGGGCAUUGAUAAACCAGAUCCCCCAACCUGGAAGACAAGGUUACGGUGUGCACUGAACAAGAGCAAUGACUUUGAAGAACUGGUUGAGAGAAGCCAGCUGGAUAUCUCAGAUCCAUAUAAAGUGUACAGAAUUGUGCCAGAAGGAGCUAAAAAAGGGGCAAAACAACUCAGCAUGGAAGAUCAGCCAUUAAUGAUGAACCAUCCUUUCCCAAUGGCUUCUCCUUACACUUCACUACAGCCUCAGGUGUCAAACUACAUGCUGCCUCAUGAACGGAACUGGAGAGAGUUUGCCCCAGAACAGCACCCUGACAUUCCCUACCAGUGCACUGGUGUUCCUUUUGCCACACGUGGUCACCCCUGGCAAGGUCCUGCCUGUGAAAGUGGUUGUCAGGUCACUGGAACCUUUUAUGCUUGUGCACCACCUGAGUCCCAGGCUCCAGGAAUUCCAAUAGAGCCAAGCAUAAGGUCUGCUGAAGCGCUCGCCUUGUCAGACUGUCGACUGCACAUCUGUUUAUAUUACCGUGAAACACUAGUAAAAGAGGUGACGACUUCAAAUCCUGAAGGCUGUAUGAUAUCACAUGGCCAAAAUUAUGAGGUCAAUGGCCUGGAUCAAGUUAUCUUCCCUUACCCAGAGGACAACGCCCAGAGGAAAAACAUAGAAAAAUUACUGAAUCACUUGGAACGGGGAGUGAUAUUGAGGAUGGCACCUGAUGGGCUUUAUGCUAAGAGACUUUGUCAGAGCAGAAUCUACUGGGAUGGGCCUCUGGCACUAUGCAGUGACAGGCCCAACAAACUGGAAAGAGAGCAGACAUCCAAGCUGUUUGAUACCCAGCAAUUUUUAGCAGAGUUGCAAGCUUUUGCCCACCAUGGACGUCCACUGCCAAGAUUCCAGGUUGCUCUGUGUUUUGGAGAGGAAUUUCCAGACCCACAAAGGCAGAGGAAGCUUAUUACAGCCCAUGUUGAACCAAUGUUUGCGAGGCAGCUGUAUUAUUUUGCUCAACAAAACAGUGGGCAUUUUCUGAGAGGCUAUGAACCUAUACCAGAACAUGUCACUAGUCCAGAGGAUUACCACAGAUCUAUUAGCCAUUCCUCUAUUCAAGAAUAAAUGUUGCAGAAUGAGCAUGUUCACAAUGGUGUAAAGAUUGUGCAUAAUGGAAGAUCACAUCUGGAUCACAUUUUGGAGCCGAAUUUCUCCAGAAAAACAAAGGGUUAAAGAUCUGAAACUCAGCUACACUGACAAUGUUGUCUAAUAUGAAAGCUGGGUCUUCAACAUUUGGAUGAAGAUGCAUCUCACAGAUUCUACUGUUGCUGGGAUACCUGAAAACUGACACAUUGAUUGAUAUGUUUACAUUUGUUUAAACAUGCUUCAUGGUUUUGAGGACAAUUUCUUAAGACUUAAAUCCAGGGAUUGCAACAAGAUAUUUGCAGUUAUUUAUUUGCAGUCCCAAAUCUCAGGGAAGGUUAAUGUGUUUGCAAUAUUCCCAGCAUGAAGCUGUAGUUAGGACAGAAAAGGCUGUACCCAUUUGGUGUAGCAGUUGUAGGUUAUAUUGUGAAUAGUUAUGUGCAUAAAUGUUAAUAAUUUAGCUUUAUAAGCAGGGUAAAGAUUUUAUUCCUAUAUUCUUCUAUGAAAUGUAUCAGUGAGAUAUUUUUAUGAUCAACUGACAUUUCUCCUCACAGUGAAUUUCAUUGCUGUUAUUGGAUUGCUAUCUAGGGGCAUUUUUACAUGUGUAGGCACUGCAGUGCUGGGCACUUUAAAAAGCACCUGGAGCUAUGAUACUUGCAGUUGUAUAAGUGGUGAAAUGUGCAUCAGUGCAAAGAAAAUGGCGGUGGUGUACUUUUGAACUAAAACACCUAGGGUAGCAAUUGUCAGGAUGGUAAGCUUACAAUUAUGUGUUAUGAAUCAGUAGUUCACAAAACCUUUUGCUAUUUGUAUUGCAGGUGUGACUACUGAUAUGAAUUCUAAACAUGGAAAGAGUAGGUUUUUUUGAGAAAAUAGCUAUAAACUUUUAUAACAGUUUGCUUGUCUUUGUACAUGUAUAUUAGGGUUGUGCGAAACGGCACCGUUCCAUUUCAGCCAGCAUUUUGCCGUUUUAAUGGAACAGCGUUUCUUUUAUUUCACUUAGUUUUGAAACCGCUGUUCUGUUUUGUUUCGUCGGUAGAGUUUCGCUGUUUCAACGAUGUUCGAUGUUUCAUCCACAGGCUACAAUGGGGAAGUUCAAAACAGCCUAUAACUUUAUCAUUUCUGGCCUGAUUUGGAUGAAACGUGCAGGAAUGGUAGCUCCUUCUGAGGGCAUGAAGCCGAAGCCUGCCAAGUUUCAAGGAGAUAGGUGGAGGGGUUUCAGGGAAACUGCACCUCAAAGUCUUGAAAGCAAAACUCAUGUCACGUGUAGGUGUUAAGCCACAGCAGAGUGAAAACUGCAGGUGUGCUAGCCCCUGCUGAGGCAAUGAAGCCUGCCAAGUUUCAAGGAGAUAGGUGCAGGGGUUUGGGGGAAACUGCAUCUCAAGCUGCUGACAAGCAAAACUUAUGACAUGGGUGACACUGUGUGUGUUAAGGCACAGCAGGGUGAAAGCUGCAGGCAUGCUAGCCCCUGCUGAGGCCAUGAAGCCUGCCAGCUUUCAAGGAGAUAGGAGCACGGGGAGUCUGGGUUCUGGGGCCCUGCACCCCUAGCUGCUGACAGGCAACACUCGUGACAUGGGUGGGUGACACUGUGUGUGUGUUAAGGUGCACUCUCACUCAGCUGACACCAAGGCAGAAAGCAGGGCAGUUCAAACAAUGCUGCCUUUUAUGCAGUUUUUCCAUCCCUCCUCCAGAGCACUGGGAUUGGAAGGGAUCUCAGGGAAGGAUGACAGUCACUGGCCAGCUACAGUCAAUAAUGAGAGCAGUCCUUCCCCUCUCUUCCCCCUCCCUCUCCUUACUUUAGUUUCUGUUUCCCUGCAGGCAAGCCCAGCUUGAGCUUCGAAACUCGAAACAUUUAAAAAAUUUCAAAAUGUUUUGACUUGCCUUAUUUCAUUUAAAAGCCAUUUCGAAGCUCUCUGUUUCAUUUUGAUGUUGCUGUUUCGAGCUCAAAACAAGUUGAAACAGCGUCGAAACAUAACUGCUGGUGAAAUUUUGCACAGCCCUAAUGUAUACAUUAAUGUUAGUGAGGACUUCAUUUGAGUAGGUUUGUAUCAAAGAUGUUAGAGUUAAGAGAGCCACCUUGUAUUAACUUCCAAGGUGCACAUGUUAAAUAUUCAAAGAGUAGAUUUCUGACUUAGGUCCACAUUCUGUCCUUGGGCAUGUACUUACUCCCCCCCAUUGGUAUAGAAAUCCAUGGGAACCAUUUGCCCAAUAAUGAGAAGAAUUUGGACCAUAUUGCUUAACAGUGUUGGAUAAUAUCUAUCCCUCCUUUUGCUUUGAAAAGGGAAAAACAUGUAUUCAAGGGAUUUGUAGCUUACUGAUGGGGUAGUGCUGAUCACAAUGAUCUUUUCUGGCCUUAAAAAUCUGUGAUUCUAUGUUACUUAUGCUGGAACACAGUCAUAUCCACAGUUGGAAAGGUACUUUGUGCGUGUAUCUAGCCAGGUAAGAUAUGUAUUUGGCCUAGCAGCAGACUCAUGUUCCAGGGAACUUAAAUUUAUACAUCUUAAAGAUGCAUGCUAUUUUUGGGAUAUAUUAUCCUCUUCCUAUUGCUGCCACUGCUAAAAAUUUUUAUGGAUUUUUUUAUGCUGUUCAUUAUUUGAAAUGCAUUUCCUGACUUCUGGGUUGGCUUAAAGCAGGAGUAUCAAACAAGCCCAUGGAUGUCCAGCUUCCCCCUUCCCCCAUGCCAGAUCCACUGCAUGUGGCAUCCAUUCUGGGAACCUAAGUUGGUCCCUAAGCCAUCAGAGUCCCCAUGGGUUUGACCACUGAAGUAACACCAUAUAUGACAAAACCCUGAUUUUUAGAGGGAGUCCACAGUGGUAGAGUCUGUUUUCAGCAUCACUGCAGGUUAGGAAGUUAUUGAAGUAUCUGGCCAAUUCCUUAAGCUUGUUGUUUUUAAGCUGAUACUAAUUUCCUUUGGAAAAUUAAAAAAAAAAAAAUUAGCGCUGGUAACUCCAAACUUUGCUGCCAUAGAAGUACAGCUGACUGUUGUCAGAAGCAGAAUUGCGUCUUAUGUGAGAACAAGAAUGGUAAUGAGCUAUUGACAGAUUAGUUUGAAUCAUUCUGGCACGGGGCUGGGCAGGAACAUUCAAAUUGUUCUAUCCAGUAUGUAAAGAUCACAGCCUGACAAUUUGAUGUGUUUUAGAGAAAAAAGGGUAAAGAAACCCUGGAAGUGUAUACAGCCGCUGAAAGGUUCCAUAUAUGGUCUGUUCAUAGUUGUUCAUUGCUGUUCAUAGAUUUUUUAGCAUAGUUUAGUGUCAUGUUCUUUUAAAAGAUAAUUGUACUGAGCUAAAUGUUUGUAAUGUGGUACAUUCCAAAAAAGCAGGGAAUCACAAUUCUAUCAUGAAAAAUUAUAAUAAAGUAGUUUUCUAAAACUUAUUCCAUGUUUUAUUUGAUGAUGGCUGUGGAAGUAAAGUACUUUCCAAGCAUACAGUGGGCGCAUGCACACAUGCACUGGACUGCAAAGUUACUGACGUUACUGUGCAGUCCUGAUGCCACACAGGUAAUUUCUGACAGUCCUUCGGAGUAGUGUUGGCAUCAUGGUUUGUGCCUGUCGAUGCUUUUUCACCAUGGCAAUGAGCUACGGUGAUGUAGCUCAUUGCUACUGCAACGUAGCAUCUUGUGUAGACAUGCCCACUGGGUCAUGAGAACCAACCUCAUGAGGACUCAAAGUGGGUAGGUUAGCAGAGCUGUUAUGCUAAUUGCACUUGGGCCCUAAUUUAGCAAAGCACUUAUGUUGUUCUGAGUUUUGUGUCUGUACAUAUGUUCAUUCCUUCUCCGAGAAGCAAGAGAAGAGGAGCUAGGACAAAAAUAAAGGAAGAUCAUCACACCAAAAAGGCUCAGAUUAAACAGCAGGAACUGAUUUAAGUGAACUGCAAUGAUAACCAGCAACGUAACAACAGCAUAUGUCGCAUAGCACCCAAGAGAAGAAUCUAGAGGUUACAUGAGGGACUCAAAGUCUCUGUAUGCAGCAUUUCCUACAGACCAGGGCAAGAGUUAUUCAAUUUUGGAAGAAGAUUUUAAUUAUUCUUAUGGGCAGGAGGCUGGGGUAAAGUCAAAUUUUGCUGAAGAAGAAGGGUUCAAAAAGAAGAACUGCAUCCUGCAAGAUGGUGGCUAUAUGAUCUGGUCCAUUGGUAGCAGAGGAUAACGUCCAUGUGAAACUGCUUAAACAAACCCAGAAAUGGGUUAAAAAAAAAAAAAAAAAGAAAUGUGUCUGUAUAAUUUAACUGUGGAUCACAAUGCCAAUCAAUUUUUAAGUACUGUAUUUGCCUUAUAUGACUGGUCUUAAUUGUUCACAAUAACCAAGGAUAAUUAAACUGGAAAAAAAAAUAACCCUGAAAA